AUGAUUUUGAUGUCAUUUUUAAAUGGAACGAAAAUAAUAUGGGGAAGGAGAAAAGAAAAGUCGUUCUUGUUAGCCAUUUUUAAGAAUGGGAAAAACGUUGGCAAAAGUUUUACCUCCUCAAGUGGCCAUACCUCAAAAGGGGUCUCGGAAAAUGUAGAUGGCAAGGAGAGGUUCAUCCAGCUACGGCAUUCAGACAGCGCUACCAGGUACCAGGCAAACGGAAUAAUGAAGACAAACAAUUGGCCGAAGAAAAAAAUCUCAAAAAAAAAAAACGAACUUUAUAUUUUCAUGAAAAAAACCGGCAACAAAACGGUAGACUUUCACCAACUAAAUAUUGUGCUAACAAAAAAGAUAGGCGAAAUGCAAAAUUUUAAUGAAGUAUAUAAAUUGAUUUAUUACAACAAAUGCAUUUUGGUCCCCCUAAAUUACGUUGUAUGUGUUUAUAGAAUGUACAAACUUGCGAAACAGAAAGAGUGUAAAAUAGUGAACUACCAGAUGCACCUAAAUAGCCGUGUCGAGGGUCUAAGCAUAGAUGAGUUAUGUCGAAUGGCCUCCCUGGAUCAAGUAAACGACUACGGGGAGCUAAGUCAGAGAUUGUCUAUGCAAGGGGUGGAAAGCACCCCCAUCAGAAGCAGCUAUAGAAACGGAGAAGGGCGUGAUUUCCCCCAAACGGAAAGAACCCCUUAUAUGAUGAACCCACAGGAACAAACACGCUAUCUCUGCUUUGAUUACAAAAACGACAUACUACAACACAUAUUGAACCAAAUAAACAAAAACUAUUUCGUGAAAAUGUUAACCUACAGACACUUAUCGAACCUUCUAUUUGCAUUAAUAAACUUGAAAUAUUACGAUAUCGCAACCUACUUGAUGUAUGUCAAGCAUAUAAUCAACAUGUAUGUCCACCUGUCAUCUCAAGCAAUUGCAAACGUUACCUACUCAUACGCUCUACUUUUUAGUUUCUAUUCAAUCGAUUUUACAGUGUGUUAUGAAAAUUAUAUGUACAAAUAUUACAUGCCCACGGGGAAAGGAACACCAGGGGCUCUACAACAUGACCAUAUAAACUUGAUGUUUCUCCUACUCAGUCGGUGGAUGUGCAUGAAGACUAUCACCUAUAUUAACGGAAAUUUUAAGGAGAAAUACGACAUGGACAGUUUUUACAAAGGAGUUUUAUCAAACACGGAAGAGUUAAAUGAAAGGGAAAAAAAGUACAAUUUACAAUUUGGCUGCGAAAAUCCUAAACAUGAAAGGAAAAAAUUUUUUCAAGAAUUUUUUAUCUUCCUAUGGAGUGUAUCCAAAUUGAAAAUUAACAACAUUUACAUCGACUUGAUGCUCCAUACAAUUCACCAAAAUAGGAAAUAUGUUUUCCCAAAUUUUAACGAAAAGGAUAUAUGUAAUUAUAUUCAAUCUGUGUGCAUUUACUAUCCGUUGAAAAAAUUAAGUCAAACGUGCAAUUCCAGCGGUAAUUCUACUUCUGCUGUUUCUCUUGGGAAUGAAACCCCCCUUAUAAUUUUUGACUAUGACGCCCUUUUGAGGAGUACCCUCCUGUGUACCCUCUUCCAUUUGAAAAAAUGCAGUUAUCAGCACUACGCGAUUAUUUUCAAGUGCCUUCGGAAUUUGCAAAACGUAGGUGAUACCCAUAACGGGGAGGGGAUAACAAUUUGGGAUGAUCCCAUGUCUUCUUCAUUACCAUGUGAAAGCAAAAGUGGCGCUCACUACUCUCAGCUAGACCAUCAAUCCGAUUUUUCUUCAGAAAAUUAUUCAGUACAUAAAAAAGGGGAAGAAGCACGCCCGUUAUACUUUCCCAAGACGAACUCAUUACAAAAUAUUUUGAAAAAGUUAGCAAACGUUGUUGUAAGAAAUUUACUCACAAAACUUAAAAGUCGAAAUGAUGGCAUUUUUUACCAUGUUAACUACUGCAAGCGAAGUUCGACUCUAAAUUUACAACACUUAUCAGUAUACCUUUACAAUUUAUCCCUCAUGAAUGAAUUUUACGUUGAAGACAAGGCAAAAAAAGAACUGACUCAAUGGCUAAUUUCCAUUCUGGAGAAAGGAAUAAAACGUGUGCAUUAUUCCUUUGACAACAAAAGCGCAAAUGUAAAAUUAGAGGAUAAUUUUUUGCAACAGAGUUAUGACAACUUGGUCUGUCUAGGCAAUAUUAACUACGCAUUAAAUAAAAGUAAUAUUAUUAACGAAUCUUUAAUCAUACACUCCGCUGUACAUUUUUUCAAAAUGUAUCACGUUUUUUACAAGGAGUACAAAAAUUCCGAAAGGACUGCAUCCUUUUUUAACUUCCUUCAGAAAAUAAAUGAAAGAGUAUUAUCUAUUUUUAAUUGGACAUUUUCACAUACAGGAGUGGCCUUCAUGCCAUUAUUCACAUUAAUUAAUUACCAUUAUUUAUAUCUUCUAUAUGUAAAAGACGCUUCAAAUAUGUUUGUCCUUUUAAAGAAAAUAUUACUACCAAUGACUAUAUACAAUAAUAUCACUCUCUACCAGAUGCGCCUCAUUUUGAAGCUCUUAAUAAAUUACUACAUGUCUCACAUGGUUAAUAAAAGAGAAGGUGAUACUAAUUACAUGAACCACUUGGAUAGUAUCCACGAUGAUGUGCUAACUUGUAUGUAUAGCUUAUCUUUAAUAAUAACAAAUAUCUCGCAUAAUAUUCGGAGUGAGAAACUAUCCAUGGAAGGGAAUACCAAACCGAACAGUGACAAAAGCGAGUACGUCUAUUUUUACAUAAACGUGGCGCAUACCUUAUUAAGAAGUUACUUCUAUCACUUGUACAGUUUAAACGCAGAAAAUAUAAGAAGGCACAUUUUGUGUCCCUCCAAAAAUGAAGACACCCUUAUGAAAUUUUAUACCUUCUAUUUAUUUGUAAAAAUUAAUAUGAAUAAACAUGUGCACUAUGAUAGGAAUGUUGUGAAGAAAUUUGUAAGCUCCAGUGCGAUACCCAAAAAGGGGUUUUAUUUUUUUGAAAAGUUACUUACUUCUUUUUCGGAGCAGAAAACUGGCAAUUGGGGGAACACAGAAGAUCAGGAUUCCGAUUCAUUUGCACACAUUGAUUUGGAUAUGAAGGAAGGGGUACAAAUGAGGGACGGCUCGGGGAAGGAAGCCAUCGACGAAGAGCUAAAUGAAGAGAACCGAACAGUUGACAAUUACCCCAAUCAACGCAACCACGCUAGAAUGAAAGGAAAUAACAACAAGGAUGUGCUUCCAUUAUACGUAAACAAUAUUGACAACAGAAAUUAUUCACCCAGGGAAAAUUUAGGAAUUUUUUAUUUAAUACAAAAAAGCAUUUACCCGAAGGAAAUAAAAAUGAAUAAAAGGAACCUCCUGUUUUUAAAACAGCCAAAUGUAUCGCAAAUUUUAUUUAACCCGCGCGUUGAUAAGGAGUUGAGAAAAGUGGAAGAGCGAGUCCUUUUAACGUUUAAACAAAUAGAAAGCUCAAAAUCGCAUAUAAAAAUAUAUAACUAUAUAAAUCAUAUUUAUGAACAGAAAAGGAACGCCAGACAGGAAACCUUCCCUAUACAAAACGAAUAUGUAGUAAAUAAGGACAACACUCUUUUUGUGGUAGACAUUUAUGAUAAAAACACAAACACGAUAUUUGAAAUCGACGGAAUUAGUCACUACACAAAACAAUAUACACCAAACAAAUCCAUGGAUUCUUUUAGCUUUUUUUACAAUUACAAAUCAUAUUAUAUUUUUAAGCACUUAAUUUUAAGGGAAAAUUAUAACAUUGUGCAUCUACCUCUGCAUGACAGCAAGUUGUGCCGGAAUAUAAUUUGUAACUACUAUAAAGCGACAAGCGAAAAUGGUUAA
Molecule: messenger RNA, 3813 nt
Organism: Plasmodium knowlesi strain H
Lineage: Eukaryota; Apicomplexa; Aconoidasida; Haemosporida; Plasmodiidae
Product: conserved Plasmodium protein, unknown function
Exons: 2
Coding region: 1-3813 (1270 amino acids)
Source: RefSeq, a predicted model, not a curated record